AUGCACCGCAUUUCCUCGCUACUUCGGGUAAAAGUCCGCAAACCGAUCGACGCCACGAAGCUUUUCGGUGCCGGUCGGAAUCGAAACGCGCAACAGCGGAAAGUUUACCAACAACUCAAAUACACCACCCUUCAAUCCGCCUUUCCUCACAUCGCGGCGUGUUGGGUGGGGCCGUGUUGGGGAACGGUGAUGCAGACGCCGAGUAAUAUCUCCCCGGUGUGCAUUCGAAUGGCGGUCUGGCGUUGCUCGCAGUGUUUAAAAGAAUUUGAAAUGUCGAUCGCGAAGUUUAUUGACGGCGGUGGUAUCUGCCCGAUUUGCCAUCGCGCGCAAAAAAACCUUCCAAAUGCCCCAAGCACGGGGAAAAAUGGCGAUUCCACCGCAACCCCCGCGUUGCAAUACGCCAAAGCCCCCCGGAUGAUUCAUUCGAACUACAAAUCGGUGCUGAACGACAACCCCGAGUGGGAGCAUCGCAAUAUCCAGCCGAUGCUCGCGCAGCGAUGGGAGUUGGUGGAGAAUCAGCUCCUUUCCAAAAGCGAGGAAGACGAGGAACAGCUUUUGCUCGCGUCGCCCAAAAUCGACGGCAUCCGCUGCCUCGUCGGCUAUAACAAACUCAAAGAUGCGGUGCAGUUCUUCUCGCGUGGGGGGAUUUUGCUGGAGUGCUGCCAUGGCCUUUCGCCACAGAUGCGGCCGCUCUUCCGCGCCGAUCCGACGUUGAUGCUCGACGGUGAACUUUUCGCCCCGGAGUGCAACUUUGAGCAGCUCAACGGGCUCGUUCGGCGGCGAUUGCGAACCUCCACGCCGGCGAUUCACGCCGCGCAGCGGAGGCUGCUGGAGUACUUCGCGUUUGAUAUCAUGUACAGCAAGCAGCUCUCGCCGGAGGCACCGUUUAGCACGCGGUAUGAACUUCUGAAACAAAUCAUCCCCGUCUGUGGGGCGAAACGCAUCAGCAAUUAUCAGCACGACGAAAAACGGAAAAAAAUGAUCCGCGGUCGUCUCCCGACGGCGGGGGAAAAGGGAAAAGACGAUGGAGAAGGGGAAACCACGGCGGAAGGGGAACGGGUGCGGGUGUAUCACGUUCCUGCCGCGCGCGUGCGCCCGGCGGAGAUGCCGGACGUCCUGCGAGAGGCCUGCUCGCAAGGGUUUGAAGGGGUGAUGAUUCGCCGCCCGGAGUUCCCGUACGAACACGGCAAGCGCAGCUUCGGCCUGCUGAAGUACAAACAAAUGCACGACGCGGAGUUCAAGAUCGUCGGAUUUUUACCCGGGGAAGGGAAGUUUAAAGGCGGCCUCGGCGCGUUUGUGUGCGAGACGAAGGAUGGGUAUCGAUUUAGCGCGCCGCCGAAGGUCUCCACGCAAGAAAGGCUCGCGUUGUGGAAGCGGCAGGAUGAGUUUCGCGGGAAAUAUCUCACGGUGCAGUAUCAAGAACUUUCCUCACAGGAUGUUCCGCGGUUUCCCAUCGCGAAGGUCGUCCGUGGGUCUGCGGAUCAGAGCGAUUGGUUAUAG
Molecule: messenger RNA, 1500 nt
Organism: Phytomonas sp. EM1
Lineage: Eukaryota; Euglenozoa; Kinetoplastea; Trypanosomatida; Trypanosomatidae
Source: the annotation of a GenBank genome assembly